Messenger RNA from Symbiodinium sp. CCMP2456, 170 nucleotides. NCBI's taxonomy places the organism in Eukaryota, Dinophyceae, Suessiales, Symbiodiniaceae. The record is from the annotation of a GenBank genome assembly.
GCGAGAUGCCUGCCGGGACAUCCUGAGACGGUCUACUGGCAGCGGAAGCAAAACAACACGGACAUCAUCUGCGAGUCAGACAUCACCAAGCUGGAGCAAGGUGAGGUGCCCCUGUUCUACCAAUAUGAAGAAUGUGCAAAUGCCUCCGUCGCCAUCACUUACCACAUCUG